AUGGACUUUGCCGCCGCGCCGGCGAGCAGCGCCGGAUCCGAGUUUGAAAUCGAACACGCGAGUCCGAGGAAGUCGUCACGCUCAUCGCGUACACUAGCACGACGAUCACCAACGGAAACCGGCGUGGACUAUGAACAACUGCUACAGACAUCGAUCGAUCGGCUCCUCUUGGCUAAAUCGCGACCGUUCUGCGUAUCCGGACAGAUACCCAUCGACCCCUCAAGCUUGGUCUUGUUUUUCCGAUCUCAGGGCGGCGUCAGCCACUCCCUCCUUUUUCCGAUCAACGUUGACGAAGACACUCCUCCCGCUUUGGAUGUCCUGAUAUCGACGUGUCAGCAUCAAUCACGGGCGAUCUAUGGCAACACUGCGGCGCUCGACCCUCUCGUCUACCCCGCAGAUCUCCCUAUCAGUGCGACUCUCGACAUUGCCAGCCACCCUGUCCUCGACGCCGUCCGGAACACGCUCCUCCCCGCGCUCCCGGUGGGACACUAUCUCACCGUCGCCCGCGACAAGCUGGAGUUGGUCGUCGCUGGCGCUCGCACCGCGCCAGGCGCCACCUCGCGCGCCAACGACGGCCGAUACGCGACACUUGUCGUCACACUCCCUGUACGCUUCCGCGGCGGCGGCAUGAUCGUGCGCAGCGGCGACGGUGCUGAGGAGGCUUUCCCCGGCAACGGCGGCAAGAGCCCCGAGCUUGAGUGGAUAGCGAUUCUCGGCGACUGCGACUACGAGAUCGAGUCGGUGAAGCGCGGAUGUCGGAUGAUGAUGACGUACGCGAUACAGCUGAAGAGCUAUGGGCCGGCAGGCAUCCAGCCGAAUCCCCUCAUCACGCCGAGCGACGCACUGCUCGAUGCGCUAUCUCCGGUGCUGCAGAUGUCGCGGGGACGCAAGAUCGCGUUCUACCUCACGAACGAGUAUAAUGUUAGCCCAGCAGAAGUACUCGCAGAUUCCAUUGUACCAUUGCUGAAGGGCGGCGAUUCCCUCUUGUAUCAUGCUAUCAAGAUCUACAACCUUAUCCCCGAGCUACGAUGGACCGCAGGCGGUUACAUAUGGCCCGUAGACCGAACGGUCGAAGUCAGCACGGGAAACAGUUCCCCCCUUACCGAGCAGAUGGCCGCGCUCAAGCUGAACGAGCUGUUGAACCGCCGGUCGUCGGCGCCAGCGAUACCCGCCGUCCGUGGGCCCUUCAGCGCCUACGCUGGCUCCACCGCCGCGUCCGUCGCGUCCCAGCAGGAUGAUACUGUCGCCGAUCUACGGUCGCGAGCUGAGGGAGGAGGCGCUGUAACGCUCGCGGACGCCAACAUUGCGAUCAUGGCGUCCGGGCCACCGGGGCAGGUUGGCAAGGUCCGAGUGCCCUUCGUCGGGUCGAACGGCGAGCUGGAGAAACUCGUCGUCAACGUUCUCUUGGUCAUGUAUGUUCCGUGA
Messenger RNA from Punctularia strigosozonata HHB-11173 SS5, 1425 nucleotides. RefSeq lists its product as uncharacterized. Bases 1 to 1425 code for a protein of 474 amino acids. The record is from RefSeq and is a predicted model, not a curated record. The transcript has 3 exons. Lineage: Eukaryota; Fungi; Basidiomycota; Agaricomycetes; Corticiales; Punctulariaceae.